Molecule: messenger RNA, 1283 nt
Organism: Anastrepha ludens (Mexican fruit fly)
Lineage: Eukaryota; Metazoa; Arthropoda; Insecta; Diptera; Tephritidae
Product: sulfotransferase 1 family member D1-like
Exons: 7
Coding region: 191-1180 (329 amino acids)
Biological process (GO): sulfation
Cellular component (GO): cytoplasm
Molecular function (GO): sulfotransferase activity
Source: RefSeq, a predicted model, not a curated record
AUAAAUAUUGGUUCAACCAUUUCCAACUCAUUUGGUGGCAAUCAAACCCUUCAGUUCGUUUUUCCCGUGCAAAUCGAAACAAUUUCAAGGAACGGAUAUACAAUUUCGAACAAAUGCAUGAAUUUGCAAACAAAAAAGAGUCGAAUUUGUUCUCGCACUCAUAUAUUUAUGUUUUGGCUGCCAAAAGAACAUGUUUCACAUUAAACCACACGAGAAUGCCGCUGAUGCUCUCGUAAAACGUCAAAGGAUGAAAAUGAUAAAAAUGUCUACUAAUGGAGAUUUUAUACCCUUAAAAUGGAAUUGGGCCGAAACUUGGUGCUCUGUGCCUGGUAGCUUUCAAGAAUAUUUCCAACGCAUCUACAAUUUCCAAGUAAACCAUGAUGACAUCUUCAUAUCGACAUUUCCCAAAUGUGGUACUACUUGGAUACAGGAAGCCACUUGGUUGUUGCUGAAUAAUUUGGACUAUGAAACGGCUAAUAGAAUCCAUCUCGUAGAUCGCAGCGUAUAUAUGGAUUUGAGCCUGCUAUAUGACACCUUCCAUGACGAUAGCAUCACAGCGGCCAUGCAGUUGAAGUCACCGCGUUGCAUUAAAUCUCAUCUGCCAGCGCAUUUGCUACCUCAUCAAAUUUGGCAGAAGAGAGUGAAGUUGGUUUACUGCGCUCGCAACCCAAAAGAUGUCGUUUUGUCUUACGGCCAUUUUCUGCGCAGCAAAGGUGCCUACGGUGGCAGUAUGCAGGAAUUCAUCGAUGACUUCUUAAAUGCAGAAUCGGCAUACACACCUUUUUGGCCGCAUGUAUUUACCAUGUGGCAAAUGCGCUCAGAGCCGAAUGUAUUUUUUACCACUUUUGAAGAAAUGAAACGCGAUUUGAGGGGUGUAAUAAAACGAUUGAAUGAAUUCUUAGAAAAACCAAACUUAAGUGAAGCGCAAAUGGAGAAACUGUUAAAUCAUCUGUCGUUCGAAAAUAUGAGAGCAAAUCAGCAGGUGAAUCCCACUAAAAUAAUUAAAAAUACGGAUGAUCGUUCCAACGUUGAAGCUGAUUUCCAAUUUAUGCGUCGUGGCAUAGUUGGUAGCUACAAAGACGAAUUGUCUGAAACGAAUCAGCGGCGCUUGAAUGAAUGGUCAGCGCAGUUCUUGCAAGAAUUUAAUUUGACUGCAGCUGAUAUUUUUGGCGAUUUCUAGAUUUUUUUUCAUUAAAGUGUCAAUGGAAAGAGGAUUUUGUUUAAUAACAUUUAAGUAUUUGAAAUAAAAAACGUAUUAGUGGAACAAACAAUUUUCAAUUAUU